UGGGACAGAUUCCGCUCUACUGGCCUGGAGAAACGCUCAGAACUGAAAAAAGAAACGCACACACUGCUUUCCCUAAUAGCUGUGGUCGGUAUUGAACCGUCCAGGGUGCGUGGUGUGCGGUCAGAUCCCUCAGACCGACGGAGCAGAAAAGGAGGAUUAGAAUUUUUUUUUUUUUUUUUGUAGCUCUUGGUUUGUGUUGACGUCUCGUGCAUUGGACAGUGUAGCUGUUGUAAGUGACCGCGCUCGUGAAACCAUGAAACACAGAUGAUGUGUAACCUCUCUAUAGAUGGAUGUUCUUUCUCUAAAAACUUAGAGGACUUCGACUCUAUUCGCAGCGUUCUCCUUCACAGUGAUUUGGAACCAGAAUGGCUGGAUGACAUCCAAAAGAACGGGGAACUUUUCUACCUGGAGCUGAGUGAGGGCGAAGAGGAGGCUGUGUUGACCCAGGCCACAGCCAACCACACCAAUCAUGUCCGCUUUAGUGAAAAGGAAGCCGAGAUCAUCACAGAGCAAAGUAAGAAACCGCGCUGUGCAUCUCAGACUAAAGGUGAACCAACGCUAAAGAGACUGGCCCGGAUCUUAAGGAGGAAACGGCGUCAGUCACAUCACAGAGGAGGGAUGGAUGGAGGUAAAGAUGGCUCGUCUGUGUCCUCACCCCCGGCGUCCAUCCUGAAGAACCAGCCGGGUCAGAGGCAGGGACUGACGGUUCAGAAGCAGCAGCUCAAGGAAGUGUGUGUCUACCUCAACCCCAAACGGUUAGGAGUAUCAUCGGCCCCUGUUUCAGGUACAGGGGGCUUGCUGGAGGCCCUUUUAGGGGUGGUGCAUCGGCCCUCCUGGAGCAGGGGUCAGAGAGAUUCUGCAGGGGUCAAACAGGACGAGAGACUCACAGUUCAUGGAUUAAUUCCAAACAGCCCAGCCAUCAAAUGUGGACAAAUCCUGAUCGGUGAUGUGCUUGUAGCAGUGGAUGAUGUGGAUGUGACCUUAGAAAACAUUGAGAGGGUUCUGUCCUGCAUCCCUGGACCAACACAGGUGAGGCUGACCCUGGAAACGGUGGCUCCAGUGGACACCAGUGGCCCCUGUGAGUCUUCAACUGUCCGAAAGAUGAAGUCGUCUCCACCGGUCAGUCAGCUGGUGCGUCUGCUGUGGGGAGAGGACACGGCCGAACUCCAGAUGUCCAUUGGACACAUCCCACACAUCGUCAUGUACCUCUCACUUAAACUGGACUCUACGUCGCCACAGGAGGAGGAGGGGAUCGUGUACCAGUAUCCGGUGUCUGAAGCAUCCAGCCAGCUGAAAGGAGUGAGGGGAAUCUUCCUGACUCUUUGUGACAUGCUGGAGAAUGUCACAGGAGGACGAAUCCUCAGUUCAUCUCUCCUGCUCGGGAAAUAUCUGGUUCAUGUGGGUUACUGGAAGGAGAAUAACAACUUGUUAGUCAUUGGGCUUCCUGCAGAGAGGGUUCCGCUGCUGUAUCUGCAGACAGUACUGGGAGAUGUAGUCCGGACAAUAAAACUGAUGUAUGGCUCCUUAGACAGUGCCUUCUGUGAGGCAGAACAUGCUCCCAGGUUGGACCAUUUCUUCUGCCUGUUCUUCCAGCAGCUCAUUCAGCCGUCUCGCCUCAGAGAUGGUUUCCCUGCUUCAUCUCCUGACGUCUCUGGGACUCUUUUCCUCGAUGGACUGCCAGCGGUCCGCUGGCUCACACUGCCCACAGAAAUCAAGAUGGAGGUUGACACUGUUCUGUCUGAAUUUGAGUCGUCUGAUUUUGGUGAAAUGUCUGAGGAUGUGUUUGGCCUGAGGCGUCUCUACGUGAUCCUUGGCUCCUGUUUGUUUUACAAGUCGUACCUGAUUGCCAACCACCUCCCCAAAGAGGACCUGCUGGAUGUUUGUCUGUACUGUCAACACUACUGUCUGCUGCCACUGGCGUCUGAGCAGAGGGUGGGUCAGCUGGUCAUCUGGAAGGAAGUGUUCCCACAGCAACGAGCCAACACAACGCCUGGAUACAACCAGCCUCAAGGACGCCACUUCCUCCUGAUAGUGGGCUUGAAACACUUCAUGCAGUGUGUCCUGUUGGAAGCAGGCGGCUGUGCUUCACCUGCUUUUGGCUCUCCAGGACCUGACUAUGUCUACGUAGACCAGGUGAAGGCGACCCUGCUGCAGUUGGAGGUGUUGGAGGCCGGUAUAGAGGAGCGUCUCAGUGCUCCUCCAGCUCCCUGUCUGUCCUGUGCAGACUGGUUCCUCCCCGCUGCCACGGCCCGGGACCGCCUGGACAGCCUGACCUCAUCCUCCCCUGUCCUCACCAAGCUGGCGGGGGUGGUUAAAGGCUCCUCUUCGGGGUCCAGAGGACGCAGGCUUUUCGGGGAGAGGUCACGCAAGUCCAGUCCACAGAGGAGCCAGUCGGACAGUGGGAGCGAAGGACCGACGGAGGCCAGGUCUGGGUCAUCGGCCGCACGAGGACUCAGUCCACAUUCUACCCCAGACUCGGCAAGGAAACUCGGGGGCCGGCGAGACUCUCUGGGGUCUGGUGGCUCUGAUGGAAGUGGAGGCAGUGGAGGCCUGUUCAAGAUUCCCAGGAUGAAGCACCCUAACCCCUUCUACCUUGGCACCUUGAAAAAGACUCUGACUGAGAGGGAGACAGAGGACAUGUACAACACCAUGAAGCUGACAUCGGGAGCAGAGAACACGUUGUUCCACUACGUGCUGAUGGAGAACGUCCAGGGCAUCUUCAUCGCUCCCACACACAGAGAAGUGGCUCAGCUCAGUGGAUCCAUUCACCCACAGCUCAUCCGCAACUUCCACCACUGCUGUCUGUCCAUACGGGCCGCGUUUCAGCAGAGUCUGCCCGCCAGGGGCCAUCGGGGUGCAGACAGGCCUCGGGGGGCUGGAUGGGGUCUGGGCCCAGUGAAGGAGCACGGGGUUCUGUUCCAGUGUAAACCUGAGAACUGGACCGACCAGAGGAAACCUGCUCCCACCAUGACUUACUGGGUCAUAGGGUACGACAAACUCAGCUCCUCACUGUUAAGGCGACAGCUGGUGAAUAGUGGAGGCUCAGGAAAUACAUGUUUGGUGAGAUCUGAUUCAGAACCAGGAGGAGGACUUAAUGUUCGCAUAAAGGAGGGGAUGGUUUUCAGCCAAUUGGACAUGUGUAGGACCAGGAGUGUGUGUGAGGAGUGUGUGACUGGGUGAAUAGCGGCAUUGUGCAGAGGGUUCUAGUGGGAGUGGAGUGUCCCAUGCUGAAGUGACUGAUGGUGAUGUGGAUUUAUCUGAGCUCUCUUUGUCUUGGACAGACUCCCAGGUUUACCAGACAGACAGACAGCAGGAGCUCAGACAGAAGUGACUGAACUCAGAAGGUUUCAUUGACUCCAAUAAAAUCAAACAGAUUCUGCUGAUCGGUCCAACUGAUUCCUGAUCAGGUUCCAUGUGCCCGUUGAAGCUUAUUACUGGUGUUACAAAUAAAGUUACUGUCCUGGUUAUAAUUCUACCAAUGGGCAGAGAGUUUUGCAUGGA
This is a messenger RNA of Sphaeramia orbicularis (orbiculate cardinalfish), 3501 nucleotides long. RefSeq names its product inturned planar cell polarity protein (gene intu). Bases 265 to 3180 code for a protein of 971 amino acids. Lineage: Eukaryota; Metazoa; Chordata; Actinopteri; Kurtiformes; Apogonidae. Gene Ontology annotation, biological process: establishment of planar polarity; vesicle-mediated transport; cilium assembly. The record is from RefSeq and is a predicted model, not a curated record. The transcript is spliced from 17 exons. Gene Ontology annotation, cellular component: cytoplasm; cilium. Gene Ontology annotation, molecular function: protein binding.